Closterium sp. Naga37s-1 is the source of this 447-nucleotide messenger RNA. The record is from the annotation of a GenBank genome assembly. Lineage: Eukaryota; Viridiplantae; Streptophyta; Zygnematophyceae; Desmidiales; Closteriaceae.
AUGUUGACCGACGGACAGUUUGGCUCCCUUGCGUUGGCAGCUGUGCUGCAGAUGGUGGCUGCUGAGAUGGCUGCUGCUGAGAUGAUGGCUGCUGGGAUGGUUGCUGAUGAAGUGGUGGCUGCUGAUAUGGUGGCUGCUCAGAUGGUGGCUGCUGGCACGGUUGCUGCUGAAGUGGUGGCUGCUGAUAUGGUGGCUGCUGAGUUGGUGGAUGCUGAGAUGGUGGCUGCUGAGAUGGUGGCUGCCGAGAUGGUGUCUGCUGGUCUCCCCUGCGACCACUCCUCCUUUGCCGCCGCACUUCCAUCCUUGCCAUUCUGGCUCGUUUUGCCGCACCCGUCCGGCUCCGUAACCCAUCCCCGCCCUCUGGCUCCCUUGCACGCUGGUCGGCUCCCCGUCUGCCACGGGAAGAUGAUACAGGCGUACCAAACUGAGUUUGAGCGUUUUAAUUAG